CCACAUUGCACUCAAUCCCCAAUUUCGCGUCUCAACUUCCGUCGAUUUUGACCUAUUUCAUACCUCAAGGCACUCGACAGACAACACCUGCGAAGCGGAAUCGAGAGGAGUGCGGAAGAUGGUGUGCUUGGCGUGCUUGUUGCCCCUCUUCUUGAUUCCGGUGGUCAAUGCUUUGCCUUUGCUCUUCGACUUCAUUGUCGGUAAAAUUUAUCAUCUUUUUGGAUGGGAAUACAGAAAGCCUGAAAGGGUGCCACCUGCUUGUCCUUACAAGCCUGUAUCCAAGAAAAAUGGAGAUCUAACUGAGACAGAGAAUCAAGUGGAACCACCAAAGUCUGCCGCAGAAUCAAGUGACAAAAAAGACUAAAGUUGCAGCAAACUGACUUUUCUCGACACGGUGCCAAUUUUAAAGUUGUAGAAACAUAUUGAUCUGCAAUUUGUUGUUCCAACUGAUUCACGUUACCAACUAGCUGAAAUAAAUCUGUGGACUUGUUCUGAAACA
Molecule: messenger RNA, 499 nt
Organism: Musa acuminata AAA Group (dessert banana)
Lineage: Eukaryota; Viridiplantae; Streptophyta; Magnoliopsida; Zingiberales; Musaceae
Exons: 4
Coding region: 119-364 (81 amino acids)
Source: RefSeq, a predicted model, not a curated record